AUGCCGCCGAACGGCUUCUUUCAUUUCUUCUUCGAUCUCUUCGGUGCCUCAGCCACCGCGACCAAUGUGGCCAACGGCAGGCCCAACGCGGAGACCACCCAAACCCGCCCCGCGCGACCCAACCCGCAGACUAUCAUUCGCGACACUGCAGGGACGCACGCGCCCGUAUUCUUCUGAACGUCCGCGACGCGCUGCACCAACGCCACAAUUGCGCAUCCGCGUCAGCUCAACAACAACACCUAUCAUCCCUCCUCCGAUGUGGCCCAGCAAUUCGCUCGCAUACGCUGUCUUCCCAACAAUACCCCUAGUCGUCGAUACCACGCACGUAUUCCCCCCACACUGCACCGCGCGCCCGCCACAACGACCACACUCGCGUACCAGCAACGCACGCGGUACCACAUGAAUACUGCGGAGGUCUUCCAUUCCAUCGGUGGAUUACAUAUUCGCCGGACCUGGCUUUCAGGUUCCGAUCGGAAGCAAGGCCCCGGUCUCCGCCCCUCUGUACGCGUUCUAUGAGCGCCGACGAAGCCUCUUCGCAGCGCUAAGGCGAGAUGCUUCUCCACACGGUCGGAGGAAGAGCAGAAGUAGACGUGUCGAUGUGAUUUGGAAAAGGAGACGGAGAGCCAUGGGCGGUUCGAGUCCUGGAGAACCGGAGGUACGGCGGGGCAUGGGGAUGGGGGACUACCCGGCAUAUACUGUUCUUGGACUCUCCUAGACGCACACCAUUCCCAAGCAGCAUCCCGAGUCGGACUGGAAUACAAGGACCUAUGAUAUUAGUCCUGUUAGUUGUUGGAGACGGAA
This is a messenger RNA of Dichomitus squalens LYAD-421 SS1, 801 nucleotides long. RefSeq lists its product as uncharacterized. The record is from RefSeq and is a predicted model, not a curated record. Lineage: Eukaryota; Fungi; Basidiomycota; Agaricomycetes; Polyporales; Polyporaceae. The transcript is spliced from 2 exons. The coding region runs from base 65 to 403 and encodes 112 amino acids.